Messenger RNA from Phialemonium atrogriseum, 851 nucleotides. RefSeq lists its product as uncharacterized. NCBI's taxonomy places the organism in Eukaryota, Fungi, Ascomycota, Sordariomycetes, Cephalothecales, Cephalothecaceae. The transcript has a single exon. The record is from RefSeq and is a predicted model, not a curated record. Bases 49 to 822 code for a protein of 257 amino acids.
CAACACUUCCGCCACAAUUGCCCGACUGUCAAUUCGCCCACCAAUUCCAUGGACACAGCCAGUACACCCGCCGACAGCGGCGAAGAGAUUCGACAGGAUGUAACCACAGCUUGCAAGCGACUCUUCUGGACACUCAAUGGCGUGCUUGAGGGCGCCAUCCAGGUUGCGCCGUCAGAAUACUACGAGCCAGGCGCCUUCAUGGAGCCGUACUUUGGCCUAGACGGCUCCAUUCACGCUGUGUCGCAAGCAUCCCUUAUGAAGCCUCCAGUAUCGUUUGUCACUGUCCGCAUCCAGUGCAUUAAUGCGUGGGAGCAGGCAUGGGCUGACCAGCACUGGGGCUGCCUGUACCAGAGACGCCUAGGGCCCCGCCCUAGCGACGAGACCUUCGACCCGCCUAUCUAUCUACUAGAAUGCUGCGGGCAGAAGCGGCCCUGGGCUUGCGAUACCUAUCUCCAAGUCGCUGCCCAAGGCAAAUUCCUCACUGUGCACGAGUAUGUCUCAGCUGUGCAUCCGUGGCUGAUGGCCAUACGCGACACCCUCCUGGAUGUCCUGGGCAACAUGGACGGCACCCCCAAGUGGCCGCCUGAGACCAAGCUGGCUGUCUUGGACCUAAUGCCAGGCUCGUUGCGCAUCGAUCAUGAGGACAAGUGGGCCAGCUGGCACAAGAGGCCGCCGCCUAUGGUCUAUCCCGCAAUUGAUCAAUCUAUGGCUGAAGAGCGCUACCGCAAGGCUAUCGAGAGGAUGAAGGCAAGGUCUGCAGCAAUGAUACGCGCGCGAGAGGAGGAGGCAGCACAAGUAGCUAAGAUAGAGCAAGAAAAGUAAUCUGGGACAGUCUACUGUAUCUUAAAGGG